Molecule: messenger RNA, 1550 nt
Organism: Chinchilla lanigera (long-tailed chinchilla)
Lineage: Eukaryota; Metazoa; Chordata; Mammalia; Rodentia; Chinchillidae
Gene: Ahsg
Product: alpha-2-HS-glycoprotein
Exons: 7
Coding region: 100-1182 (360 amino acids)
Biological process (GO): negative regulation of endopeptidase activity
Cellular component (GO): extracellular matrix; extracellular region; blood microparticle
Molecular function (GO): cysteine-type endopeptidase inhibitor activity
Source: RefSeq, a predicted model, not a curated record
UCCAUCCCUCUACCUGCCUAGCUUUCCCAGCAGAAGACGUGGGUUGUUCCAGAAGUCUCCAGCCAUCUGCCCACUUGCCAGGGAUUCUCUGGGGCAGCUAUGAAGUCCUUUGUUUUGCUCCUUUGCCUUGUUCAGCUCUGGGGCUGCCACUCGGCCCCCUAUGCCACGGGGCUGGGUUAUAGGGACCCGGCUUGUGACGACGCAGAGACUGAGCAGGCGGCCCUGGCAGCCGUGAAUUACCUCAAUCAGCAAGUUGCUCGGGGCUUCAAGCACAGUCUGAACCAAAUUGACAAGGUCAGGGUGUGGUCUCGGCGGCCUUUCGGAGAGGUGUAUCAUAUUGAAAUCGACACGCUGGAGACCGUCUGCCACGCCUUGGACCCCACACCCUUGGAGAACUGCCCUGUGAGACAGAUAUCCCAACAUGCAGUGGAAGGAGAUUGCGAAAUGCAAGUGCUCAAACACGACGGCCAGUUUUCCGUGCUGUUUGCAAAAUGCCAUUCCACUCCAGACUCCGCGGAGGACGUGCGCAAGGUGUGCCCCGUCUGCCCCCUGCUGGCGGAGGUGAACGACACCAAGGUGGUGCACGCGGCCAACGCCGCCCUGGCCUCCUUCAACGCGCUGCACAACGGCUCGCACUUCCAGCUGCUGGAAAUUUCCCGCGCUCAGCUCGUGCCUCUGCCAGUAUCUACCUACGUAGAGUUUGCAGUGGUCUCCACUGGCUGUGUCGCUGGAGAGGGCACAGAUGCAGCCUGCUCCCAGCCUGUGAAAAAGCAACAUGGCUUCUGUAAGGCGACGCUCACUGAGAAGCUUGCUGGGGAAGAAGUUCAGGUGGCCUGCACCAUAUUCCCGACACAGCCUGUGGCCCUGCAGCCUCAGCCAGAUGCCCCCACCCUGGCAAGCCCAACCCCUGCGGCGGAUCAAGCUGCGUCUCCGCCCCUUGUACCUAGCUUUUCAGGAGCUGCCAUCGUGGUGCCACCCAUGAUGGUGUCGCUUCCACCCCCGGUGCACCGGAAACACUAUGACCUGCGUCACAGCUUCGCAGGUAUGGACUCUGUGGAGUCAGCCUCAGGAGAAGCAUUCAAACCAAAGGAAAAACCUGCAGUGACAGAGCCUGUCAUUGGCGGUAGUGCUGUCCCAGUGCCUGCUCGAUGCCCUGGGAGGAUCAGACACUUCAAGAUCUAGCCUAGACACAGCAGAGAUGAGAAGGCUGGGCACAGAGAACACAGCUACUAUUCUGUCCACGUCUGAGCGUGGGUAGGAGCCUUGCGCAUUGUCAGAGCAAGCGCCACAUGUGUCUAGAGUAAUAGCGAGUCCUGAAUCCCAACUUCGCUUCAUUCUUUGGGGGAUAGAAGCAGACAGGGUGAUGGUUCUGUUGGACGGAAAGCAUAAGGCCCACAGCUUGGUUGUUACCGAUUUGCUGAUAAACCACUGCCAUGGUGUUCUCUGCCUUCUCGUUGACCUCAUACACACAGUUGGACUGUGACUUUAAAUGGUGCUCUUGCCCAGUUUGUAUCUGCCUACUAAUAAAGCGCCUGAAGGACCUUCCCUCA